UGAUCUUUGGUGGCGAUGCGUGCAAACACGGGCCCCAGAGCGACAGGGGACGCCAAAAGCUAAUAAUUUGUGUCACCACUUUAACGAGGGACACUGCAUGUGGCCCAAUUGUCGGUUUACACACGAAUGUUCGGAAUGCGGAUCUCGUCAUCCGGUCAUUAACUGUCCUUUGCGCCUCCGCCCUAUCAGCGUCGCGGGGGCGCCUCGUUUUCAAAGGGGACGGGGAUUUCAUCGAUUUCGACCACGGCCCCAAUGGCGCGGGAACAACCGUGGCACCCCAAAUAGGUUCUAAAUCGAACGCUAAUUUUCCCUGUAAUCAUGACCUACUUAAUCUCGCACCAUCGCCGGUGAAUAUCAAAAUAUUACGUGAAUAUUUAACAUCGUAUAAUUCUACAGAUCGAAAUGACCUUUUAAAUGGUUUUACAAAUGGGUUUUCAAUGCAUUAUAACGGACCCAGAGUCAGUAGAUUUAGUAAAAACUUAAAGUCUGCAAUCGCAAAUGCGGACAUAAUUCAAGAUAAGAUAAAUAAGGAGAUUUUGGCGGGGAGGUUGGCUGGGCCUUUCAGCGAACAACCUUUUUCUAAUUUCAUGGUUUCCCCAGUUGGCCUGGUGCCAAAAGACACCAGGUGAAUUUAGGAUGAUUCAUCACCUUUCCUUUCCAGAGGGUAACUCGGUUAAUGACUUCAUUGAUAAAAAAUACUCAUCCGCUCAGUACACAAAUUUCGAUGAGGCGGUUCACAUGGUUCAAGAUUAAGGGCGACACUGUAAACUUUUCAAAAUGGAUCUUAAGAAUGCAUUUCGCCUACUCCCAGUUCGGCGAGAAGAUUUCGAAAUACUGGGCAUACAGUUUAAUGGCAUGUUUUAUGUGGAAAAAGCAUUACCAUUCGGAGCUUCAGUCAGUUGCAAAACAUUUGAACAGUUUUCCUCAUUCCUUGAAUUCUGCGUUAAGAGUAAAAUGUCAUCGGGCAAGCUUAUACACUAUUUAGACGAUUUUCUGGGUGGCGAUAAAUCUGAAGUAGGUUGCCGCAAGGUGAUGGAUUCGUUUAUCAAUUGCAUGCACGAGCUAAACGUGCCGUUAGCCACCGAGAAAACAGAAGGGCCCACGGAAAUAAUCGUGUUCUUAGGCUUAGAAUUAGAUUCGGCGGAACUAGUAGUCCGCAUUCCUUAAAUAAAAAUUGUUGAGUUACAGGAAAAAAUUCACUCCAUCGUGCAGAAACAAAAAAUUAAUCUAAAGCAAAUGCAAUCGUUAAUAGGGUCUCUUAACUUCGUGUGCAGGGCAAUCCCAGUCGGCCGCCCGUUUUGCAGGAGAUUAAUUAACACCACCUGUGGCAUAACCAAAGCAUUCCACCGCAUACGUAUAACACGUGCUGUGAGGCAAGACCUCGAAAUGUGGUUGACAUUUUUGCGCGAUUAUAACGGCUUGUCGGUUUUCCAUGACCGAUACUGGAUAUCCAAUGUUGACACUGAAUUGUUUACAGAUAGUGCUGGCGGGUCUGGUUUCGGUUUUGGGAUUUAUUUUAAAGGUCACUGGUGUAACGCUCGUUGGCCUGAUUUAUGGAGGGAAAAGGGCGUAACUAGUGACAUAACUGUUCUCGAAUUAUUUCCAAUCGUAGUUGCACUGUUUCUCUGGGGCGAGGAUUUAAAAAAUAAAAAGAUUAUGUUCCAUUGCGACAAUGAAGCGGUUGUUUAUAUAUUGAACAAGUCGACUUCCAAGUCCGAUAUGGUCAUGGAUCUUAUUCGAACUCUCACUUUAAGAUGCUUGGAAAUAAAUGUUAUCGUUCGCGCCAGUCACGUACCAGGAUCUCGGAACGUAUUGUGCGAUGCGUUAUCUCGGUUUCAGAUGAACAAAUUCCGAGAGCUGGCACCGGAAGCAGACCCCGCUCCGACACCGUUUCCGGGCCAUCUGUGGAACGUCUUGAACAUACAGCAAAGGCGUUAAUGUUCAAAAGUAUGUCAGUAAAUUCGUGGCGUUCGUAUCAUACCGCCGUGUUCAACAAUUUUAGAUCUGCAUAUAGUCUAAACAACAACUGGCCCGCGGAUCAACAACAUGUUGUUCUCUUUGUAGCCUAUUGUUUUGAAAAGGGUCUAUCACCUAAAUCUAUCAAGAGCUACAUUUCGGGAUUGAGUUAUAUUCAUAAAUAUAGGGGCUGGUACGAUAUAAGUAACAUUUUUGUAGUGAAGAAAAUGCUUGAGGGCUGUUCUCGCUCGCGACAAACGGUUGAUACGCGGGCACCGAUCACUCGGAAGGUCUUGACGGUUAUAAUCUCGCAAUUAGGAAAGGUGUGUUAUAAUGACUUCGAGCGCUCACUAUUCAAUGCUAUGUUUACUCUGGCAUAUUUCGGUCUGUUCCGAGUCAGUGAAUUGGUAGCAACAGCAACAUGCAGUAAUCAGUUGCAAAUAGCCGACGUUAGGGUCACGGGGGAUAAACACGCCAUACUGGUCACACUCAGGAAACAUAAAACAAAUCAGCGCGGUAUUCCGGUCACAAUUAGGAUCCCAUACGAGCCGGAGUCUGCGUUGUGUCCAGUUCGGUCGUUUACAGACUACCUUGCAGUACGACCCCAUAGCGUCGGUCCAUGUUUUUGCCAUGUCGAUGGUCGCCCAGUCACUAGGAAUCAAUUCGCAUCUGUUUUAUCAAAGUGUCUUUUGUCUGGUCAGCUCAAUAAUCAUCAUAUCAAAACACACAGCUUCAGGAUAGGUAGAGCUACGGACCUAGCCUCAGAGGGUAUUCAGCCAACCGCCAUCAAACAGAUGGGGCGUUGGUCAUCGGAAGCGUAUAACGCGUAUAUUCGAUAGAUUUCCAGAAUAUUCGUUGAAAGCAAGUCUUUUAUUUUUCAGACAUAUGGGUAAUCGGGGACUCGAUCCCGUAUUGGGCCGGCGUUCGCGCCGUUCAGACAGGCAAGAGCAACCUGAGAAUCCCCGGCGACAAACAAAUCAGUUGGUGGGGCAUGCGCGGAAUGUCGUGGGCGCAGUUUCGGCAUGCGGUCGAGUCGAACGUCCUGUUAAAUAAAGCGCCGGACAUUCUUUUUAUACACCUAGGGGGUAACGAUCUUGCAAAUACGUCAGUGAUUAACUUAAAAA
Molecule: messenger RNA, 3080 nt
Organism: Dreissena polymorpha
Lineage: Eukaryota; Metazoa; Mollusca; Bivalvia; Myida; Dreissenidae
Exons: 1
Coding region: 1755-2795 (346 amino acids)
Biological process (GO): DNA integration; DNA recombination
Molecular function (GO): DNA binding
Source: RefSeq, a predicted model, not a curated record